AUGGCACUCAGCUCCCGCCGCCAAUUCAUCCACUACACCGCCGCAAGCCACUCCCCCCUCUUCUCCGCCGCCGGUGACUCCUCCUCCACCACCUCCACCUUCAACUCUAACGUCAUCAUGAUCGUCGCCGCUCUAGUCACGGCCUUCAUCUGUGCUCUUGCACUCAACACAAUCGUUCGGUGUCUCUUCCGCCUCACCAUCCACUCUCGCCCCUCUAUUCCCACCGUCCUCCCCCGUGCCGCAGCCGCCAGCCGGCGAGCCAUCCGCAAGCUCCCAGUCGAGUUCUACUCGCCUGGGCUUAAGUUGGUCGGGUCAGGUUCGGAGUGCGCUAUUUGUCUUUCGGUGAUCGAACCGGGCGAGCAGAUCCGGCUUCUUCCUAACUGUUGCCACAUUUUUCAUGUGUGUUGUAUCGACCCGUGGCUUUUAACCCGGCCCACCUGCCCAAACUGUCGCGUAUGCCUCUUUGCCACAAGCCGGGAGAGCUCCGGUUGUGGCGAACCGGAAGAGGUUGGUCGAACCGGCAUUGAGCCGUUGGAGCCGGAAGGAUUUGAAUUUGGUUAUCGAUUGUAG
Molecule: messenger RNA, 570 nt
Organism: Phalaenopsis equestris
Lineage: Eukaryota; Viridiplantae; Streptophyta; Magnoliopsida; Asparagales; Orchidaceae
Product: RING-H2 finger protein ATL74-like
Exons: 1
Coding region: 1-570 (189 amino acids)
Biological process (GO): protein ubiquitination
Molecular function (GO): transferase activity
Source: RefSeq, a predicted model, not a curated record